CACUAUCUCUCUGUAUAUAACAAAGGGCAAGUAAGGCAUCUCACUCAAUAUGAGGGAGGGAGAGAGGUAAAGGUUGGAGCUUUAUUCGAUUAUCUGUCAUCUCCUACCUCAAACCCAACUGAGUCUCUCACCCUUUUCACCUCAAAGGGUUUCUCUGCAAGCAAUUCAAUUGAAGAUGGUCGACUUUGCUAGGGUUCAGAAGGAGCUUUUGGAAUGCAGCAGAGACAUUGAGCGCUCUGGUAUCAAAGUCGUCCCCAAAAGCGAUGGUAAUCUGGCUCACUUAGUUGGAACCAUACCCGGCCCAAUUAGUUCUCCUUAUGAAGGUGGCACUUUUCAGAUCGAUAUCGCAUUGCCAGAUGCGUAUCCUUUUGAGCCUCCCAAAAUGCAGUUCACAACCAAAGUCUGGCACCCUAAUAUCAGCAGUCAAAGUGGAGCAAUUUGUCUGGAUAUCUUGAAGGAUCAAUGGAGCCCAGCUCUCACAUUAAAAACAGCACUUCUUUCUGUACAAGCGUUACUUUCUGCUCCUCAACCCGAUGAUCCUCAAGAUGCUGUGGUGGCACAACAGUAUCUGAGAGACUAUCAGACUUUUGUCAGCACAGCACGAUACUGGACAGAAUCCUUUGCCAAGUCCUCAUCUCUUGGGAUUGAUGAAAAGGUAAAAAGACUAGUAGAGAUGGGCUUUCCUGAAGGUCGGGCAAGGAGUGCCUUGGAAACUGUUGGUGGGGAUGAGAACUUGGCCCUUGAAACUCUUUGCUCUGGUUAGUAAGGGAAAAACUUAUAUGGCCAAGGAAAAGGUUUCACAGAUGACAACAGCUAGCUACAGCAGAAUCAUCCUUAAUUUAGUAUAUAUAUUUACAUAUGCCGCCCAACCUUAAGCGGCUGGGAAUUAUACUGACAUAAAGGUUUAGUUGGAUACAAGGAUUUGUUGGUUCAGUUCUUAUCUUUUCUUGUUUUCUCUUAUAUUCCUGCAGACUUGGUUUCUUUAAUCCUUAUUAACCUCGUUUCUUCUGCGAUAAGUAGUAUGAACAAUGAUUUGCUUCUCCGUAAGCAGCUCUUGUUGCAAGGGUGGUGUACUGAAUCCAAUUGUUGUAAUGGACUAAUGGGCAAGCAAAUGUGCUUGUUUGAAUUAUCAGUCGCGAGUACUAUACGCCUCAAUUCAUGGACUGAUUGGUUAAAAUGCAAAUCAUGUUCCUCUGGUUUCAGUCC
Molecule: messenger RNA, 1206 nt
Organism: Argentina anserina (silverweed cinquefoil)
Lineage: Eukaryota; Viridiplantae; Streptophyta; Magnoliopsida; Rosales; Rosaceae
Product: ubiquitin-conjugating enzyme E2 27
Exons: 5
Coding region: 176-763 (195 amino acids)
Molecular function (GO): protein binding
Source: RefSeq, a predicted model, not a curated record